Messenger RNA from Symbiodinium sp. CCMP2456, 618 nucleotides. NCBI's taxonomy places the organism in Eukaryota, Dinophyceae, Suessiales, Symbiodiniaceae. The record is from the annotation of a GenBank genome assembly.
AUGUCUGGCUUCAAGGGCGGCCUGAACCUAGGCAUCUGGCUGGUGAGUGGAGGGGCCGAGCUGGUCCUGAAGCAAGUGAGGUGCGCACGCGUUGCCAGCAAUGUCCUCACCGAAGCCGAGAACUUCAUCAGGGUGGUGAAAGAGCACCCAGAGAUCACCCAGGACCCCGCGGUCGCCUUUCCAGUGAAGAUCCUGAGCUGCGUAGGCGCAGACCGCCGCCCGGUCAGUGACCUCAUCGUGAUGAAAAAGAGCCGUGGCGAGAGGCUGUGCGAGUACGUUGCCACCAAGUUCUACGCGAACCAGGUGCCGCAGCUUUGCGCAGCUAUGGAGGCUGUUGGCCGGGCUUUGCGCCGCUUCCACGAGCGCUACGGCAACCAGCAGCACGGUGACUUCCAGCCCUCCAACAUCUACUAUGAUGAGAGCACGGCCUCGGUGUCUUUCAUCGACGUCGGAGGAAUGGGGGUACCAACCACUGGCAACGAUCUGGAGCACUUCCACCAGUGUAUGCGGUCAAUGACCACUGGCUACGAGCCACACCUUCAUGUGGAUCUGCUCAAUUCUUUCGACAAGGGCUAUCAGUCCUCGCCUUCACAUCAGGGCUUCGAGGUGGUGACGUGA